Pistacia vera is the source of this 1830-nucleotide messenger RNA. RefSeq names its product cellulose synthase-like protein E6. Lineage: Eukaryota; Viridiplantae; Streptophyta; Magnoliopsida; Sapindales; Anacardiaceae. Gene Ontology annotation, cellular component: trans-Golgi network; plasma membrane. Gene Ontology annotation, biological process: cellulose biosynthetic process; plant-type primary cell wall biogenesis. The record is from RefSeq and is a predicted model, not a curated record. The transcript is spliced from 7 exons. Bases 136 to 1830 code for a protein of 564 amino acids. Gene Ontology annotation, molecular function: mannan synthase activity; cellulose synthase (UDP-forming) activity.
UAUAUUUUCCACACCACAUAUAUAUCAUUCACUCCUUUGUCUGCAACCUCUAUCAAAACUUUUCUUCGCUAGCUUAUAUAUAUAUACAUCUAGCUGAAAUAUUCUUACUUUUUUUGAGGAAGACGAUUAAGAGAGAUGGCUGAGCUGCAGCCUCUUUUUGAGACCAAACAAGCAAAGGGGAGAGCUGCUUUCAGGGUGUUUACAGCAACAGUUUUUGCGGGGAUAUGUUUGAUGUUAGUUUACAGGUUUCUGCAUAUUCCGAGAGGUGGAGAAGAAGGAAGAUGGAGUUGGAUUGGGAUGUUUAUUGCAGAAGUUUUGUUCAGUUUCUACUGGAUUAUCACUCAGUCUGCUCGCUGGAAUGUUACUCAUAAUUUCCCUUUCAUUCAGAGGCUCUCUCAGAGAUAUGAAGACAAGUUACCAGGAGUUGAUGUAUUUGUGUGCACAGCUGAUCCAAUUAUGGAGCCACCAACUUUGGUGAUCAACACUGUUUUAUCAGUGAUGUCCUUCAAUUAUCCUCCCGAGAAACUGAGUGUUUAUCUAUCUGACGACGGUGGAUCGGAGUUCACAUUCUACGCCCUCCUGGAGGCCUCUCAUUUCUCUAAAUUUUGGAUACCCUUUUGCAAAAAAUUCAAAGUUGCACCCAUGUCCCCUGAAGCCUACUUCUCUCAGCUGCGUGAUGAGAAAAAUGUAAUUCAAGUUGAAGAAUGGUUAGCUAUCAAGAAAAAAUACGAAGACAUGAAACAUCGAAUCGAAUCAAUCAUGGCAAAGGGAAGCAUUUCCGAAGAAGUAAGGAGUCAACACAAAGGAUUCUCAGAAUGGUAUAACUCUGAAGUAACAAAGCAGAACCAUCAGUCGAUUGUGCAGAUUAUAAUUGAUGGGAAGGACACAAAUGCUGUGGAUAAGGAAGACGGUAGAUUGCCAACAUUAGUGUACAUGGCACGCGAGAAAAGGCCAGGAUGGCCUCAUAACUUCAAAGCUGGAGCCAUGAAUGCACUGAUAAGAGUUUCAUCAGAGAUAAGCAAUGGAACCAUCAUCCUCAAUGUGGACUGUGACAUGUAUGCAAAUAAUCCGGAUGCAGUAAGAGAGGCAUUGUGUUUCUUCAUGGAUGAAAAGAGAGGCCCUGAAAUUGCUUUUAUGCAACAUCCACAACGUUACAACAAUAUCACCAAAAAUGAUCUCUAUUCUAAUUGUGGUCACGCUGUUCAUCAGGUUGAACUUGCUGGCAUUGGUGGCUAUGAUGCGGCUUUGUAUUGUGGCACUGCGUGUUUCCAUAGAAGAGAAAGCCUAUCUGGAGCAAAGUAUUCUAAAGAUUAUAGAGAACAUAAAAACUCAGUAGCCAAAGAGACUGAUGAAAGAAGAAAUGUUGAUGAACUGGAAAAGACCUCAAAAAUUCUCGCCAGUUGUAGCUAUGAGAAGGACACUGCUUGGGGGAAAGAGAUGGGAUUGUUAUAUGGUUGUCCAGUCGAAGAUGUUGUUACAGGUUUGCAAGUUCAAUGCAGGGGAUGGAAAUCAAUGUAUUACGAUCCACAUAGAAGGGCCUUCGUUGGAGUUGCUCCAAACACUUUAGAUAUCCAUCUUGUUCAAUUCAAGAGAUGGUCUGAGGGCUUGUUUCAGAUCUUUUUCUCGAAGUAUUGCCCUUUCAUAUACGGUCGUGGAAAGAUCAAACUUGGUGCCCAAAUGGGUUACUGUGUUUAUCUUUUAUGGGCUCCAGUCUCCUUGCCUACAUUUUACUAUAUAAUUGUCCCUCCUCUCUGCUUGCUCCAUUGCCGGGGUCAUGGAUGCACGCAACAGCUGACCACUUCAAAUGCGUACACUGCUAAUUUCAAAUAA